Messenger RNA from Priapulus caudatus, 531 nucleotides. RefSeq names its product UPF0235 protein C15orf40 homolog. NCBI's taxonomy places the organism in Eukaryota, Metazoa, Priapulida, Priapulimorpha, Priapulimorphida, Priapulidae. The record is from RefSeq and is a predicted model, not a curated record. Gene Ontology annotation, cellular component: cytoplasm.
GUAACGAAUGAAACUGGGCCUGUUAUACAACGGGAACGUGGGGUUGUUUUAAAAAUCCAAGCCAAGCCAGGUUCCAAACACAACUGCAUUACAGAUAUUUCCUCUGAGAGCAUUGGAGUACAGAUUGCUGCACCACCUGUAGAAGGCCAAGCUAACACAGAACUUAUCAGUUACCUGUCAUCCGUGCUAUCCCUCAAAAAGAGUCAUUUUUCCCUGGAUAAGGGUUCACGUUCAAGAAUAAAGUUACUCAGUGUUGAAGGAGCAGAUAUCUCCAAAGAUAGUAUUCUAGAAUUGUUGAAAAUGGAAAUGAAUGGACACAGAUGAAAUGAUAAAACAAUGCUAAUUAUAGCUAUGCAUGUGUGAUAUUUGUUGUAUUAUAUCUUGAUUAUGUGUAUGUAGAUCAUGUAAAUUCAUAAAUACGUUUUUAAACAAUCAAAAACUCAUAUAGGUUGUUGAUAUACUUUACUUCCAUGUACAGAAAGUGUGAAAUGUAGAGAUAGAAGAGAAAACAGAGGUUAUGUAACCAUGUAA